GUGGUGUGUAGCGUUGAUAAUCACAUGUUCGUGCUGCACAGGGCGGACCGGAUACUUCAGUUCGGCUUAUUCGGCAGGCGUAUGGCUAGCACAUCCUUCGUUAAAGAAGGCUCUGCGGAAGUCCUGCUCCCAGAUGCCGUGUUCUACAACCCUGUACAAGAAUUUAACAGAGAUCUUACAAUAGCUGUGGUAAAUCAGUAUGAAAAAUUGUACAGAAGAGAAACUAUUCUGAAAAUGAAGAGCAAAACGAAUGAGUUUCCUAGUCUUCCUUGUGGUCUAAAAAUAUUAGAGGCAUUAGCAGCAUCAGGAAUCAGGUCUAUUAGAAUGGCUCUCGAGGUUUCGAAUGUAUCUAGUAUUAUUGCCAAUGAUCUUAGUCCAGAGGCUGUUGUUUUGAUACAGAAGAAUGCAGCUCAUAAUAAUGUAACUAAUAUUGUUAAUACAGCCUGCAGUGAUGCUGUCGACCUAAUGUAUCAACAUCGGCUGUCAGAUAAAAGGUUUAAUGUGGUUGAUAUUGACCCGUUUGGAACAGCAAGUCCGUUUUUAGACUCAGCCGUUCAGUGUUUACAUAAUGGUGGACUUCUUUGUGUUACUUCAACAGAUAUGGCUGUUUUGUGUGGAAGCACUCCUGGAACUUCAAUGGGAAAAUAUGGUGGAAUGGCCAUCAAAACAGGCUCAACACAUGAAGUUGAAAAUUCCGAACUCAUUAGUGAUUAUAUGCACUAA
Molecule: messenger RNA, 723 nt
Organism: Schistosoma turkestanicum
Lineage: Eukaryota; Metazoa; Platyhelminthes; Trematoda; Strigeidida; Schistosomatidae
Source: the annotation of a GenBank genome assembly